Messenger RNA from Myripristis murdjan (pinecone soldierfish), 2419 nucleotides. It is a transcript of the gene tfr2, whose product is annotated as transferrin receptor 2. Gene Ontology annotation, cellular component: external side of plasma membrane. Lineage: Eukaryota; Metazoa; Chordata; Actinopteri; Holocentriformes; Holocentridae. The coding region runs from base 1 to 2334 and encodes 777 amino acids. The transcript is spliced from 17 exons. The record is from RefSeq and is a predicted model, not a curated record. Gene Ontology annotation, biological process: endocytic iron import into cell.
AUGUGUUCAGGUGUUGUCACCAUGUCUUCUUCUGUGUCGCUCGACCAGCCGGGCGGCGCCGCCGAGGAGGACGAAGGGGGCGGAGUCCAGAGGCUGGAGAUGAGGUUUGCCCAAUCAGAGGAUGACCUGGGGGCGGGGCCAAGAAGCGACUUCACAUCGUUGGUGAGGCGGUGUCGCCAUGGUUACCGCAGAGCCGCCAUCUUCUUGUGUCUGUCCGCAGCCGCCAUAUUUAUCACCGCGUUCCUGCUGGGCUACGCGGUGCUUGGUGGGCGGAGCCACUGUGGCCAGGGGGAGGGGCCAGAGGAGAAGGAGGGCGGGGCAGCACCCCAUCCUGCAAGGGGAGGGGGGGGGCCGUACCUGGGGGAGCUGAGAGAGAUGAUGAGGAAGCUGCUGGAGGAGGAAGACAUCGACUCCACCGUGAAGCGUGUCAGCAGGGCCAGCCACCCUGCAGGCUCGGCUGAAGGAGCGUCUCUGGCCUCAGAGAUCCUGCGUCGCUUCAGAGAGCUGCACAUGGACCACACCUGGACCGACUCGCUGUACGCCACGCUGCAGUUCCCCAGCAGGUCUCAGAGGAACACCUUGUGGCUGCUGGACUCUGCAGGACUGAUCUCUGAACAGAUUCCUCUCAACCCGCUGGACUACUGCCCCUACAGCCAGACAGGCAGCGCCACGGGGGGCGUGGUCUACGCCAACUACGGCCGUGCGGAGGAUUUCGGUUGGCUGCAGAGCGCAGGCGUGUCUCUGAUUGGCUGCGUGGUGGUGAUGCGGGUCGGGGGCGGGGUCAGCUUUGCAGAGAAGGUCUGGUUGGCUCAGAGGAACGGAGCGGGCGGAGCUUUGAUCUACCCCGACCCCGCCGACCUGCCGCAGGACCCCCGCCGCCUCGGACUGAACACACACACCGCCGUGUCUGAGCAUGUGCACCUGGGCUCAGGUGAUCCCUUCACUCCUGGGUUCCCCUCCUUUAGCCACGCCCAGUUCCCGCCCCUUCGGUCCUCUGGGCUGCCACUCAUCCCGGCGCAGCCAAUCAGUGCCAGUGUAGCUGCAAAGCUGCUCAGCCAGCUGUCAGGCCCGUCCUGUCCUCCAUCUUGGCGAGGGCGGUUGCCGUACGUCCGCUGUGUCGUGGGUCCAGAGCUGACCAGAGGACACAAGGUGAAGAUGAGCGUCCACAACACCAUGUCCCCCGUCCUGCUCAACAACAUCUUCUCGUCCCUGGAGGGCCGGGUCGAGCCAGAUCAGUACAUCAUCCUGGGAGCGCAGAGGGACUCCUGGGGGCCCGGGGCCGUCAAGUCUGGAGUGGGGACAGCCAUACUGCUGGAGCUGGCCCGGACCUUCUCUGCCAUGGUGAAGAAUGGGUUCCGUCCGAGGCGCAGUCUGCUGUUUGUCAGUUGGGACGCUGGAGAUUUCGGGAACGUGGGAGCGACUGAGUGGCUGGAGGGUUACCUGUCCAUGCUCCAUCUGAAGGCUGUGGCGUACUUCAGUCUGGACCAGGCAGUCAUGGGUGAUGAAACUCUGUCUGCCUACACCAGCCCUCUGCUGUUCGACCUGCUGGAGGCUGCAAUCAGACAGGUGGAGCAUCCAAAGCAUGCGGGUCAGACAAUCUACAGCUGGGCAGAGAAAGAGGGAGGCAGCUGGAGGAUUAUAAAGCCCCUGUACCUGAACAGUGGGGCGUACAGUUUCACAGCGUUUGCAGGAGUUCCAGCCAUGGAGCUCAGGUUCACUGAGGAACGUGCGUAUCCGUUCGUCAACACGCCGUUGGACAACGCCUCGCGUCUCCAGGAAGUGCUGGGGGGUCGUCUCGGGGUCACGGGGCGGAGUUUAGGGGAGCUGGUGGGGGAGAUGGUGCUGCGAUUGGCCCACAAUGACAUCCUGCCGCUACGCAUCACUUCCUACGCCCAGACCGUCCUGCACUUCUGCUCUCAGCUCAAUAAACACAGUGCUGAGCUGCAGUCCAGAGGGGUGUCUCCUCAGUGGGUGUUCAGUGCCAGAGGAGACUUCAGUCGCUCAGCAGAGACUCUGCAGAGAGCCAUCGACUACAGCGACCUGGACGCCCAGAGUACUGCACACUACAACACCCGUAUCAUGAGGGUGGAGUACUACUUCCUGUCUCAGUACGUGUCGGCGAUAGAGACACCGUUCCGUCAUGUGAUCCACGGCCGCGGCAACCACACGGUGACGGCGCUGAGCGAGCACCUGGCCCUGCUGACCUCUGACCCCGCCCACUUCGACGAGGCCCGCUUCCGCCGGCAGCUGGCCCUGUUCACCUGGACGCUGCAGGGCGCCGCCAACGCCCUGAGCGGGGACGUGUGGAACAUCGACAACACACACAUUCACUGAGCGCUCACACACACACACACACACACACAGAGGUUUACUCAGGGAAACAUAGGCACUCAUGUUGGACACCAGGUGGCGCCCCGAC